GCCGAUACCGGAGGAAGGAAAAGGUUUCGUGUACAAAGUGUAGGAGCCGUCAGCUGUGCGACUUCAUCAUCAUCAUGUUAUAUGAAGGUGUUUUCAAGUUUAAGUAAAGCUAAACGAGUCCCCGUCAAUGUGGGAAACUGCCGUUAAAUCAUUUUAGAGGGAACCUUUUUAGCUGCGCGCCUUGUUUCCACACGGACUACUGUCAAGCCGGGACCGUAAAUACACCGUCGUAGCUGCUCCUGCGCCCCGGUAGAGGGAAACGAUGACGGAUCAAUAAAGAAAAUCACAGUUUUCAAUGAAACAAAUAUUGUUUUCACUCGACGUGGAAGCAGAGCCGCUACGUUUGCCGGUUCCGGUGUGAUUAAGACUCAGUGAUGGAUUCUUGUCGGCGGACCGGACUCAGCGGGGUCCUGUGCUCCCUGUCCCUGCUGUGUGUCAUCCUGGACAUCCAGCUGGACGGGGUCUUGGGGGCAACUCAUGUUGAGAUCGAGCACCACUUGGAGAUGGGCCGCAAACUUUUGGCUGCUGGUCAGCUGGCUGAAGCCUUGUCCCACUACCACUCAGCUGUGGAGGGAGACUCUAAGAAUUACCUGACGUACUACAAGCGAGCCGCCGUGUUCCUGGCUAUGGGAAAAUCCAAAUCUGCCCUGCCAGACCUGACCAAGGCCAUCCAGCUCAAGCCUGACUUCCUGGCUGCAAGGUUGCAAAGAGGGAAUAUCCUGUUGAAGCAGGGCAACACACAGCAGGCCAGGGAGGACUUUGAAGCAGUGCUGCAGCGCUCCCCAGACCACGAAGAAGCUCACGACCAGCUGACGAGAGCCAACGAGCUGGAGGAGCUGCAGGAGGAGGCCCAUGCUACCUACCACCAAGGGGACUAUAGCACUACCAUCAGCGUGCUAGAGCGAGUCGUUGAGAUCUCGCCUUGGGAUCCUGAGUCACGGGAGCUUCGUGCAGAAUGUUACAUCCGAAUGGGAGAUCCGCAGAAAGCCAUCCAGGAUCUGACGCCGACCACGAGGCUGCGCAACGACAACCGCGCGGCCUUCCUGAAGCUGAGCAUGCUGCACUACAGCCUCGGAGAGCACCACGAGUCACUCAAUCACAUCCGAGAGUGUCUGAGGCUGGACCAGGAUGACAAAGAGUGUUUCAGCCACUACAAGCAAGUGAAAAAGCUCAGCAAGCAGCUGGACGUGGCAGAAGAGCUAAUUCAAAUGGAGAGGUAUCAGGAAGCCAUUGAUAAGUAUGAAUCAGUGAUGAAGACAGAACCUAAUGUCCCGUACUACACCAACCUGGCCAAAGAGAGGAUCUGCUUCUGCUUAGUUAAGAUAAAGCUGGCUCUGGAGGCGAUUGACAUGUGUUCAGAAGCUCACCAGAGAGAUCCCCGCAACGCCAACGUGCUCCGAGACCGAGCCGAGGCUUACAUCCUCAACCAGGAGUACGAGAAAGCCGUGGAGGACUACCAAGAGGCAAAAGAGUUUGACAGCGACAGUGUCGACAUCAAAGAAGGGCUGGAACGAGCACAGAAACUACUGAAAAUCUCUCUUAAGAGGGACUACUACAAGAUCCUCGGUGUCAACAGGAAUGCAAAUAAGCAGGAGAUCAUCAAGGCGUACAGGAAGCUGGCACAGCAGUGGCACCCUGACAACUUCCAGUCCGAGACCGAGAAGAAAGAAGCGGAAAAGAAGUUUAUUGACAUUGCGUCAGCUAAAGAGGUCCUCACUGAUCCAGAAAUGAGGCAGAAGUUUGACGCAGGUGAGGAUCCCCUGGAUCCGGAAAACCAGCAAGGUGGAGGUGGAGGACAGGGCUGGCCUUUCCACUUCGAUCCCUUUCAGUCUGGCGGCAGCUUCCACUUCAAGUUCCACCAAAACUAGAAAGGAGGACUUGACGAACACGGGGGGAGGAUAGAUGGGACACUGGGGGAAGAUCGGUGGAGGAUUUAUGGAGAUGUCUUCUUCAGCACUGUGCUUCAGCUUGGGCACAGUUUCAUCAGUUACUUGAACCUUAGAAUUCUCUGCGCGCACAGCGGAGGCUUCAGCUGUACAGUGAGAAAAUCAGGACUUCCUACCACAAAAACUAAGGACCUAACUGGCUGCUCUUAAAUGAAUUUGUCGCUGUGGUAGAAGAAAAUUAAGUCUUGCAUCAACACUUAUGGAUGGAAAGAUGUUGGUUGAAAGCAGCCGAUGUGGGACAUUUGGGUUUCUGCUCUUAUUACUCAUUUAUUUCUUUGUGCCAUUCUUUGAACCUUUUAUCAAGGGACUUUUAAUACAGUAGCUCCUGCUUGGACAUUACAUAGGAGGACUGUGCCUGCAGUUGGGCUCUGCCUGCAGUAUUCUUUAAAGGUGCAAUGUGUAAGAUUUGGCCAGAAGUUUAGUUUAAAACAUUUUUAAAAAAUGAACUAAAAUCAUCAACACAAUGUGAAGAACAGUCACAAGAUGUUCGUUGUGUUGCAAAAAUAUCUGCUGGAGUUAGCACCUGCUAACCAGCUAGCCCUGACCCGUCCAGUCUCAUAAAAUCAAUUGUGCCUCUAUCGAUGUCGAUAGUCUGAUAGUAUAGCUCUGGUCUCCCACGUAGCUACAGCUGGGAGAUGUGUGCGAGCUGCGAAUUCGCUUUGCUCUUUGCUUUUUUUGGCUGAUAAACAAAAUUGAAAGGAAAUAUUCUUACAAACUGAAAAAAAUACAACCGUACAACUUCUGAAUUCAAGUGUCUAUUUUACCGAACCAAGACUAGCUUAAUUACCUUGUAAACUGUAAAACACACUUCAGUCAAACUCGACAGAAAAUGACAAAACAAAACUCAUCAAAACUGCCUGUUAAUCUUUCCACUGUUCCAAAAAUCACCAGCUCUGGUUUGUUGGAAAUAAACCCUUAAUACAGAGUUGGAUGUGAAAAUAUUCUAGCUGUACACAAUGUCGCUGCCUCUCUGAUGGCCGACCUCCUUCACGCCCCUCUCCUCUUCCCGCCUGAGCCUGCCGCUAUAAAUCACAGGCUGCUGGAGUAUGAAAGGUGCCCAAAAUCAUGCAGUCUUGCACAUUGCACCUUUUUUUUUAAAAGGAAUCACAUGUUUACUGAUCUCAGUCUAUAUUUUUGACCAUGUCAAAUCUUCUCUGUACUAGAGAACCCAGAUUUUUAUACAUGACUAAUGAUUAAUGGUAAGUAGGUGAGACUUCAGCACUAUUAAAGGAAAACUUGUAGGAGUUAAAGUUUUGAAAUCCUAUGGAUCUUAAAUCGGUGCCGCUCUGUGAUUGUUUUUGAUUUUGUUUUUAAUUCCCUUUUUAUUUUCUACAGAUAUCUAAUCUGAAUAAUGUGUAAAUUCUGUUUUUGGGUGGAUUUAACUUCAUCAGACUAUGUAUCCAGGUGCAAACAUUAUGGAUGCAACUCAUAAUGAAAACUUAUAUUAACAUGGUGAACUGAAAAAAAUCAACUGAUGACUGAAUCAAGAGUCGUAGUAUUUAGCUCUUUCCCCUUUCAAACAUUUCAAAGCACAUCUUUGAAAAUUUGCACUUUUGCCCUUUGUUUGAAAAAACCACUCUGCAUCUUCUCCACUCCUGAACUGUUUCUGUUUUAAAAGCCUUUCAGAGACUCUUUUACAAACCAAGUGUCUUCAACGGCUACCUGAGAGCCUCAUUUACAAAACGGUCUGAACAGAAAAGUUCACACGCUAAAUGCUGUACUGACGAGGAGCUGACAUGGUGCACUGCUUACAGGUGUAGAGAACUGCUGUGACAUAUUGGAUAUAAAUCAGUAUAUUUGGAUAAAAAGGAUGCACUGAGGCACAAUUUGAAAACUAAACCAUUAAAUUGCAACUUUGUAAAUGAGGCUCCAGUUUUACUGCCAGGAAAGACACACAAGACUUCUUUCUUUCUUGAAGAUUUGACUUUUUGAGUACAAACUUAAGUUAUUCUGUCAAUAUUAUCUUAAGGACACACUGACUGUAACAGCUUUGAAUCCUGUCUACUGCCUGGCUGUGUGAACCGAAUGUGACAGGCUCUUUGUAUUUAAAAUCGACUGAGUGUGGCUUGUUUCUGGGUUUUUCUGCUGUUAGUGGCUCCAAUUUUACAGUGGCCAAACUGAAUCAGCUGACAUGCUCAAGCGUAUUAAAAUAUUAAAACAACUGAA
Molecule: messenger RNA, 4112 nt
Organism: Micropterus salmoides (largemouth bass)
Lineage: Eukaryota; Metazoa; Chordata; Actinopteri; Centrarchiformes; Centrarchidae
Gene: dnajc3b
Product: DnaJ (Hsp40) homolog, subfamily C, member 3b
Exons: 12
Coding region: 375-1868 (497 amino acids)
Biological process (GO): protein folding in endoplasmic reticulum
Cellular component (GO): endoplasmic reticulum
Molecular function (GO): protein-folding chaperone binding; misfolded protein binding
Source: RefSeq, a predicted model, not a curated record